Molecule: messenger RNA, 1460 nt
Organism: Protomyces lactucae-debilis
Lineage: Eukaryota; Fungi; Ascomycota; Taphrinomycetes; Taphrinales; Protomycetaceae
Product: concanavalin A-like lectin/glucanase domain-containing protein
Exons: 1
Coding region: 136-999 (287 amino acids)
Biological process (GO): polysaccharide catabolic process
Molecular function (GO): cellulase activity
Source: RefSeq, a predicted model, not a curated record
AUUUCUGGCUCGUUUUGAGGGCUGUGCAGUGCGCUUCGUCCAGGACCUUCAAAGAAGCUUCCUGCGUGGGCAUAAAAGGAGGAAGGGUCCCCAAUCUUCCUUCUUCCCAAGUGGUUUCCCAUUCCUGCGGUGACCAUGAUGUUCACUCUCCUCAACAUCCUGCUGCCCAGUGUCCUUGCAGCAGACUUCAAGUACUGCGGCAAACACCAAGUGCGCACAGCCGGUGAUGUGAACGUCGAAACCAACCAGUGGAACAAUGACAACAACCUCCUCACGCAGUGCGUCGAUGUCGCAUAUGACGAGGCUCGCGGAACCGUUAGCUGGGAUGUGGAAUGGCAACAACCACAAAAGACAAUCAUGCCCCAUGGCUACCCAAACUUGCAACUCGUCCAUGGUGUGCCUGUGCGAGUUCGCGAUAUUGUUUACCUCAAUGCUGCUACGUCGUGGACGUAUCAGAUUGUUGAUGCACCUGAAGAUACUGAGAUGCAGAGUGCUGGUGUGCGUACCAACGUUGCUUUUGACAUGUUUUUCGAUUUGGAUGCCAAGAAGGCCAAGGAUACGGGCAAAGCUAGCGUUGAGGUGAUGAUCUGGUGCGCUCAGUUUGGUCGUGUCGUGCCAUUGGGUUACGAUAGUGCACCACCUACUGCUGAGAUUACGCUGGAAGGUGUGGAUUGGUGGAUUUACAAGGCAUCCAAUGUCCAGGGUCAAACGGUCAUUACCUUCUUGCCAAAGAAUGGAAAGCGCUCACCCAGCGUCGAUUGGCACAUCAUGGACUUUUUGCGUGAAGUGGGAAAGAUCUUUCCGGAUUUGUUUGUGCCGAUGUUGUGGAUGGGUCACUUGCAGGUUGGAUCUGAGUUGUUUGAAGCGGUUCGUCGUCCAUCCCUCAAGACAGCGCAAAGGCUAACCACUCUAGACCAAAAAGAUCAAGCUCUCUUUUACCGAUACCAAGAUCCUCCUUGGCGCUGUAGCAGAUGCAGAGAAACCACCCAAGGGUGCUGAUGGAAAGGAUGACACCGCAACCGCAACCGCAACGAAACCCAACAAUGUCGCCAAACCGAAACCCACUUCUACAGCAUUCGCUACGUUUGCACCACCAGACUUACCGGGUGUGCCACGCGAGGAAACGGCAUCUGGACAGAAUGUCACGGCGACGUCAGAGUUAGGUCUCAUCAAAGUCGAUCCAAGCGCUAUUGCAGCACCAGAAGCAACGAAUGUGAUUGUGAAUGGUGGUCGUGGUGCAAGUGGUAGCAAGAGUGCUGCAUCGAGCAUUGCUGUGUUGAGUAUGGGACUCUUGAGCACGAUGGCGGCUCUCGUGUUUGGUAUCAUGAUGCUGUGAGCAUUUGACAACUUGACCAUUCUUUCUGAUAAUAGACGGCAUCAUUGGCCAUAGUAUGAGCUUCAGCCUAGCACAAGUAUCUGAUUUUCAUUGAGUAGCAGCAGUACAGUGCAAGUCUUGUCCU